Molecule: messenger RNA, 4933 nt
Organism: Melopsittacus undulatus (budgerigar)
Lineage: Eukaryota; Metazoa; Chordata; Aves; Psittaciformes; Psittaculidae
Gene: SMOC1
Product: SPARC related modular calcium binding 1
Exons: 13
Coding region: 147-1553 (468 amino acids)
Biological process (GO): extracellular matrix organization
Cellular component (GO): basement membrane
Molecular function (GO): extracellular matrix binding; calcium ion binding; heparin binding
Source: RefSeq, a predicted model, not a curated record
GCAGAGCCGCCCGAGCUGGCCCGGGGCACUGCGCUCUCCGCCCGCCGACGGACACGCCGCUGCCGGGCCGGGGGGCGGCUGCCCGGGAGAGCCAUCUGCGGUGGACGCAGAGCUCUGCCGCUGUCCGUCUGCUACCCCGAGGGACGAUGGUGCCGCGGGCCUGGCGCUGCGCGGGGGUUCGCCCUUUCCUGCUGGCGCUGCUUCUGGUGCAUCUGCCUCAGGGUCGCGGCCACCGAGCCACUGGGCCUCGGUUUCUAAUAAGCGAUCGUGACAGAGACCCUCAGUGUAACCUGCAUUGCUCCAGGUCCCAGUCCAAACCCCUCUGUGCUUCUGAUGGCAGAACAUACGAGUCAAUGUGCGACUACCAGAGAGCCAAAUGCCGGGAGUCAAGUCUGAGCGUGACACAUCGUGGCCGGUGCAAAGAUGCUGGCCAAAGCAAGUGUCGAUUAGAGAGAGCUCAAGCACUGGAACAGGCAAAGAAGCCCCAGGAAGCAGUCUUCAUCCCAGAAUGCAAUGAGGACGGAUCAUUCACACAGGUGCAGUGCCAUACCUACACUGGAUACUGCUGGUGUGUGACACCUGAUGGCAAGCCUAUUAGCGGCUCUUCUGUACAGAACAAAACUCCUGUAUGUUCAGGUUCUGUAACUGAUAAACCAUCAAGCCAGGGUAAUUCUGGGAGGAAAGUUUCUUUUCGAUUCUUUUUAACUCUCAAUUCAGAUGACGGUUCGAAGCCAACACCUACCAUGGAAACCCAGCCAAUUUUCGAUGGAGAAGAAAUCACAGCACCCACCCUUUGGAUUAAGCACUUGGUCAUCAAAGAUUCCAAAUUGAACAGCUCCAAUAUAAGGAAUUCAGAGAAAGUUCACUCCUGUGACCAGGAAAGGCAGAGUGCCCUGGAGGAGGCCAGGCAGAACCCCCGCGAGGGUAUCGUCAUCCCUGAGUGUGCACCUGGAGGGCUCUACAAACCAGUGCAAUGCCACCAAUCAACUGGGUACUGCUGGUGUGUCCUGGUGGACACGGGACGUCCCCUGCCUGGUACUUCCACUCGCUAUGAGACCCCAGUGUGUGAAAGUGAUGCCAGAUCGAAGAGCACAGAGAUUGAUGAUCCAUUCAAGGACAGAGAACUUCCAGGCUGCCCAGAAGGGAAGAAAGUUGAAUUUAUUACCAGCUUACUUGAUGCUCUGACUACGGACAUGGUACAGGCUAUUAACUCGGCAGCACCUACUGGGGGUGGGAGGUUCUCUGAGCCAGACCCCAGCCACACGCUGGAGGAGCGAGUGGUACACUGGUACUUCAGUCAGCUGGACAACAAUAGCAGCAAUGACAUCAACAAGCGGGAGCUGAAGCCUUUUAAGCGUUAUGUGAAGAAGAAAGCCAAGCCCAAGAAAUGUGCCCGACGUUUCACUGACUACUGUGACCUCAACAAGGACAAGUCAAUCUCACUUCAGGAACUGAAAGGGUGCUUAGGAGUCAGCAAAGAAGGAGGUAGCCUGAGCAGUUUCCCCAGUGGAAAAAGACAAGGCCUUAACCCUUUCAUAGGUCGCCUGGUGUAGCAGCAGAAGAUGGGAAGGGAAGGCAGGAGCCGACCCAAAGGAAAGAAAGAUCUAGCAAUAGACGGACAGACACCUUGCUGCUUGCGAGCAAGCAUGCAGCAUCAGCAACAUCCAACGUAGCAGAAGUGGCACCCAGAACGUUUGCACUUUUUAAUAGUUGGUUUGGGUUUGGGUUUGUUUUUAAUUGCUUUUCGAUGCCAUUAUCUAAUGUUUUGGAGAGUGGGGGGAAGCAGAAUCAUGUGUUUUUAAAAUUGGAACAGCUACUGAUGCCGUAAAAUUGAGUUCACUGGACUCAAAGAAAGAGAAUUUUAUAUACUGUAUAUAAAUAUAUAUGUAAAUUGUACAGUUGUCUUGUACAGGGGUUGGAGUCACUGUUCUGUUCCUUCCUUUGCUUUUGAAGGCUGUUAGGGUUAGAGAGACACUUUGCAUGUAACGGAUUACGGUAAUGUAUUAAUUUCUGCCACCAAAUCAUCAUUCAGUUGCAAACCUUAACACCCACAUGCAAAAAGGAGUGAGUAUGGCAUGUAGUUGCAGAUGUUCAUACAGUGCCCAGAUACUAAGUGCUUCCUGGAGCAGCUGAAUCCUUCCUUUCUUACUGAAAAGCCCUGUGCAACUCACAAGCAAUUGGGCUUUUGAGGCAGCACAGAUUUCACCGAAGUAUUGGUGUGCUGCUUAACAUAGGGAUAAAAAGGGGUUAUAUUAAGGACAUAAAAAGUAGUUUUUGCACCUGCUGCAAGUUGGGUGGAAGUGAAUUGCUAAUGCAUUACUAUCCAGGCUCAGAAGACAUGCUUAACAAGGAUGUACCAUGCCUAGGGGUUCUAACACUGUAGGAGGACGGAGGAGCUGUAGGCCUAGUAGAGUCAGCAGAGUGAAGUCUUGCAUCUUCCUCUCUGUCAAAGUAUUCAUCUCUAUCUUGUACAAUAAUAAAAAUAUGAGAGGCCUGCUAAAAGCAGCAUUAGCUUGCCUGUUGCUUUGCUGACAGUGCAGAAAGACACAAUCAUGCUGCUGGUCUCCAGGAGUCUGGCUUACUUAUGUUUCAAUACUACAGCUUGGGCUAUGCUCACUAGUGAAGACCUGUCUGCAAUGACUAUCCUUGUCUUUGGUGGUUAUGAACCCCAAGCUCCUCUCCUGCAUAAUGGUGUGCCUGCCUUCACCCUGUGCACUGUUACCAGUGCCUCCCGGGUUAUCACACUCCAGUGUCACAAUAACAGUGAAGACUUGGAUUGAGGAGCCUAGUGUUCUUGGAAGCCACAGGAUCUAUUUCAACUACCAGCAGUUUUUCCAAAGUAGUUUCUUAGUUAAUCUCAGAUACAAUUGUAAAGUCAGCAGUAAAACAGGGACACCCGUAUUGGCAACCCUAGGUUUGGACAGAGUGUGAUGGGACACACUGUUUUAUUUUGUGCAUUUCCAACCACUGGCAGCACUUGCCUCUUCAUAGGAAAUGUUCUGAGCAGCCUCCCACUUCAGGCCUAGUGAUCCUUGUGCCUCUCAUCUCUGUAGUCAGAGAUGAUGACACGCCAUGCUAAUAUGAGAUCAUACCAACAAUUUCUUAGUGUAGAGAGACUAGGCUUGUUCCUUGAGGCUUUGUUGCUUUGGUAAAAGAUGUUGUACCAUAGCAUCUUCACUCUGGCAUGAUAUUGUCAUGAUAGCAUGAGAUAAAUGCAUCGCAGCAGGAAUGUCCUGAUGCAGUAAGUUAAUGCCUUGUUGACAAAACAAGAAGUUAAAAAAACAGAAAAACUAAACAAAAAUCUUUCUAUAAAUAGCUACUUAGUGAUAACUCUUCUUUUGGGAAGCAGAUUUGAGCUAAUUAAAGCAUUUGGCAUGGUUGAAAACACCUCUGAUAAUGUCUGAAGUAUACAUCACAACACCAGACUAGAAAGAAGUUAUCUUAUUAGCAAGAGCUGAUCUUGCUGCUGGAUCUUCAUGCUUUCUCACAUACAAUGCGUGUGCUCUCUUGGCUUGUAAGAUCCCAUCUUCGUGAUUGCAUCUUCUUUUAAAUGCCCAGGGCACAUCUUUUGUUUGUUGAAAUGAUUUGGCUUAGUAUAUAGUUAGGAACACCUGUGUCACUCAUUAAUCCUAUUGUAGGAAUAAAGAAAGUAUCCAACUGUAAAACAAACAAAACCCUCUCCUUUUUUAAUACGCUAGUUUGAAGAAUUAAAACCUGUGGCUGCUGUGUUGGUGUUUGGUCUUUGGUGGGUUUUUUGUUUUGUUUUGUUUUUUCUUUAUGCAUAGUUACAUCCAUCAAAAGCAGCCAAUUGGAUGCCUAUAGGAGUUCUGUCACUGGGGCAGGGCAAUGCUUCACAAGAGUGCCAUGGGAGUGCGGAGCUGCUAAACAUCACUGCAUCUUUUCUUCUGGAAAUGUCAGUAAACCAGCCAUCCAACAGCCAACUCUCCUGCCUGUCACAUAAAUCCUUCUGCACACCUCUUUUAUCUCACCCUUGUGUCCUUCCCCUCCAAAAGGCCUGUAUUCACAUGUAGUUUGCAAUUAAAAUUGCGUCAGUUUUUCAAGGAAGCCAAGCAAGUCAUGGCAGUUGAUGCCAGCUUUGGUACUGAUGUGGAUUCAUGUUCCUAUGCUCAAAUUUAUGGAUGGAUUGAGGUCCAAGCAUUAUAAUGCUUUCCCCUUCACCUUCACCAAACAAGUCAAAGGCUCUGCAUCCUGACUUGUUGGGUUUGCAUAUGCCUCUGAGCAGCUUCUGAGCACUUGUACAUUGACAUGCAAGACCCAACCAGCAUGACUGUGUAAUGUCCAGACAGAGGUUAGGUUGUGUGUUCUGGGUUUGUUUGUUGGAACAUUAUGCAAACAGUACUGUUCCUGAGUCAUACAACCUACCGUGUGAGCUUUCCAGUCUGUACUCCAGCCUCCACUCCCUGCUUCCCUUUUUAUGUUUAUUGCCAGAUGUUUGGCUGCCAGGCUAAACCUGUCUUUAUCUGUCAGUGGUAAGCAUUCUUCUCUGCCUUGCAUCAGUAGCAUCCUACUGAAGAUGGGGCAUGGGGAGUGUCAGCAUUGUGCCUGGAAGCAGACCCUGGGCAUGUCUCUCCUCAUCCUCAAAGUCCUCCUUGGCCUCUCCAGCUCUACUUUGAAUGACAGCUGAAAAACAGCUGGAACAGAGAAGAGAACCAGGGCUCCAUAAUGCAAGUCAUCUGUUCUUCCUGCUAGAAGCAAAAAUCUUUCCUUUUUUGCUGAUCCUCCAAGGACAUGGUGUGUUGGAGGGAACUGUAUUACAGUGGGAUUCAUCCAUGUGAAGGCACUGCUUUCCAUGGCCUGGGUUUAUAUUGGACUUACCCUGCCCCAGCACAUUUCUACCUAUGGCAUUGUUUUUUAGACUGAAAGGCAUCUGUUUGAUUUUGGUUUUGUAAUAAAAUAGAUAAUUUUUGCUCCA